This is a messenger RNA of Sceloporus undulatus (fence lizard), 603 nucleotides long. RefSeq lists its product as uncharacterized. The transcript has 2 exons. Gene Ontology annotation, biological process: regulation of transcription by RNA polymerase II; anatomical structure development. The record is from RefSeq and is a predicted model, not a curated record. The coding region runs from base 1 to 603 and encodes 200 amino acids. Lineage: Eukaryota; Metazoa; Chordata; Lepidosauria; Squamata; Phrynosomatidae. Gene Ontology annotation, molecular function: DNA-binding transcription factor activity, RNA polymerase II-specific; RNA polymerase II cis-regulatory region sequence-specific DNA binding.
AUGGUUGUGGAGGGCAGAGGAGUGCCCCAAAGAAGUGUGCAGUUGUGUCACGAAGCCCCCAGGACCCUUGCCCUGGUGGAAGGGGCCCCAAAGGGCGUGCGUAAAAGUAGCCAAAGAGAGAGUGGAGUGUUGCAAUGGUCUUUGUGCUUGUGCUCCUCCUUCCCUGCAGUGUCGACCCCUCUGGGCCAGGGCCGGGUCAACCAGCUGGGGGGGGUCUUCAUCAACGGGCGCCCCCUGCCCAACCACAUCCGCCACAAGAUCGUGGAGAUGGCCCACCAUGGCAUCCGGCCCUGCGUCAUCUCCCGCCAGCUCCGCGUCUCCCACGGCUGCGUCUCCAAGAUCCUCUGCCGCUACCAGGAGACCGGCUCCAUCCGACCGGGGGCCAUCGGGGGCAGCAAGCCCAGGGUGAGUCCGGAGAGGGGCACCCACCGGGCACAGGCUCCCAGGAGACCCAGAACACAAGCCCUGCCUGGCUGGCUGCAAGGGGGUCUUCUCCUCCAGAUCUGGGUUCACAUCCAAAGCUCCUUCCCAAAUCGAGGAGACCUCUUUGGUGCCAACCAGAAUGGGCAAUGGGUCCCAAGCUUCCCAAGUUCCACUAGUUGA